UUUCCUAAACCCAAGAUUCUUUCCGUCUUGGCCAUGAUGAGUCCCUCCAAGGCGCUAGCCCUAAUCAAUCAAGUCAACCCCAAGAACCCUGUUGCGAGUAUUUUUAACAGUACGCCAAGUUGGCUGAUGUGAGCUGCCAACCACUCCUUUUCUGUAGAUGGGGCCGUUUGCCAUGGAAAUCCCCCCCCUGUUUGGCAACUUAGACUCCACUUUCAGUCCAACCUUGCCCCCCUUGAUCAAGAAAAGACCCCCCAGCAUUUCAAAGUUCCAUCCUUCCAUCCCGACUGACAUCCGAUCCUGCCAGUUCCGGGUUGUGUUGACGCUUGUUAAGCGACGCGUAGGAGUGAUUGUCGAGCUGUCGUCUUACCUGGUACACCUCACUUGAUGGCCUAACUUCUGAAUUCUCCCCGUUCGCCUUCUCCAUUAAGGGGUUAAUUAUCUUGAGCAUCAUGAUUGCGAACCUCGUGCUACUGGCCCUCCCGCUGGUGGUCACGUACUUGGUCGCGGCAACAUGGCACCGCCGAUUUAAGCAGUUUGCCAACUUCCCCCAGUUCAAGACCUCCUUUAUCUGGGGUCACUUGAAAACGAUUCAUGAAUACACGCUGAAGGGGCCUCCAGGAAUUCAUCAUGAUCACGUCUUUGCGGCAAUGGCGAAGGACGCGGGGAACCCACCCCUCAUGCUCCUCGACUUGCGCCCUGCCACCUAUCCCAUGGUGUUGGUGAAUAGCCACGAUAUCGCCGAGCAGAUCACGCGGGUGAGCAGCAUGUUCGCCUGGAGCACGCCCAAGUCUCCCACAAUGGGCGCUCUGAAAGAGGAAUGGAAGCAGCUCCGCAAGCGCUUCAACCCGGGCUUCGCGCCGCAGCACCUGAUGACGCUGCUGCCCUGCAUCCUCGACAAGACGGACAUCUUCAUGGAGCACCUGGACCGCUACGCCCUCUCGGGCGACGAGUUCCCAAUGCUGCGCAACACCAUCAACCUCACGUUCGACAUCAUCGGCGCCGUCACCAUGGACGUCGAGUUCGACGCCCAGCGGGCCGAGUCGUCCGGCCAGGGCGAGUUCAUCAAGCUGUACGACCAGCUACUCAACAAGUACGGCGUCGAGUACAGCCGCUUCCGCCGGUGGAUGUCGCCCAUGCGCGAGUGGCGCCGCCACACGCUCAGCGAGCGGAUCGACCGCCUCCUCGAAGCCAUGAUCCGCACCAAGCACGCCGAGCACAACAACCACCAAACCGCCAUCAACGGCAACGGCAACGGCAACGGCCACACCAAGCGCAAGCCCCGCGACGUGCUCAGCCUCAGCCUGCAGGGCAGCGACACGCUCAGCCCGGCGCUCCUCACCGAAACGCGCGACCAGAUCAAGUCCUUCCUCUUCGCGGGCCACGACACCACCGGCAUCCUCCUCGCCUGGAUUUUCUACGAGUUCUCGCGCUCGCCGCGCGUGCUGCAGGCCGUGCGCGACGAGCUGGACGAGCUGUUCGGGCCCGACGCCGACCCGGCCGCCGUCCGCGCCCGCCUGCUGGCCCCCGGCGGCGAGGAGCUCAUCAACCGCAUGCGGUAUGCCACGGCGGUGGUCAAGGAGGUGCUGCGUGUGUAUCCGCCUGCGGGGACGGCGCGCAUGGCGCCGCCCGGGUCGGGGUUCACGGUGCGCACGCAGGAUGGGCAGAGUUAUUGUCUGGAUGGGGCGAUUAUCUAUAAUUGUGCGACCAUCAUUCAGCGCGACCGGACUGUGUUUGGGGAUACGGCGGAUGACUUUGUGCCGGAGCGGUGGCUGGGGGAUAGGGUGGAGAUUAUGAGCGCCGGGGCGGAUGAGGAGUCGGAGAAGCGGGACGAGGCCGGCCGCAAGUACCCGCCGGGCGCGUGGCGGCCGUUCGAGCGCGGCCCGCGUAACUGCAUCGGGCAGGAUCUUGCUACUAUUGAGGCUCGCGUGAUCGUGGCGGCUGUGGCGAGGCGGUACGACUUUGUGAAGGUUGGGCUCGGCGAGCUUGAUCUCGAUGAGAAGGGGAAGCCGGUCCUGAACGACAAGGGGCAGUACAGGACCAAGUCGGAGAUGUACAAUACGGCGCAGGUGACGGCCAAACCGGUCGAUGCGAUGCGUAUGAAGGUGGACACAUCACAUGUGUACCCCCAUACAAUAAUCUCGCGCAUCUGA
Messenger RNA from Chaetomium fimeti, 2150 nucleotides. RefSeq names its product cytochrome P450. Gene Ontology annotation, molecular function: monooxygenase activity; heme binding; oxidoreductase activity, acting on paired donors, with incorporation or reduction of molecular oxygen. The transcript is spliced from 5 exons. Bases 450 to 2150 code for a protein of 566 amino acids. NCBI's taxonomy places the organism in Eukaryota, Fungi, Ascomycota, Sordariomycetes, Sordariales, Chaetomiaceae. The record is from RefSeq and is a predicted model, not a curated record.